Melopsittacus undulatus (budgerigar) is the source of this 2687-nucleotide messenger RNA. It is a transcript of the gene RCC1L, whose product is annotated as RCC1 like. The transcript is spliced from 11 exons. Gene Ontology annotation, biological process: positive regulation of mitochondrial translation. Gene Ontology annotation, cellular component: mitochondrial inner membrane. Gene Ontology annotation, molecular function: rRNA binding; guanyl-nucleotide exchange factor activity. NCBI's taxonomy places the organism in Eukaryota, Metazoa, Chordata, Aves, Psittaciformes, Psittaculidae. The record is from RefSeq and is a predicted model, not a curated record. Bases 33 to 1394 code for a protein of 453 amino acids.
AUGGCGGCGGUGCUGGUGUCCUGAGGCGCACGAUGUGGGGCAGGCAGUGGGGCAGGCUGUGGCCAGCGCGGCCGUUGGCCGCCCCCCGCAGGGGCCUGUCCAAGCCGGCGGCCCCGCAGAGCACCCGGCAGCUGCGGGAGGCCGAGGAGGCCGCCCCGGUGUUCCAGUACGUGGGGAAGGCGGCCAAGAGGAAGGACCGCGUGUUCGUGUGGGGCUUCUGCUACUCGGGCGCCCUGGGCAUCCCCAGCUUCGUGAAGCCGGACGCGGGCUGGAAGAAGCCGCGGCGGAUCCAGGGCACUCCUUACCGGCUGGAGACGGAGGAGAAGAUAUCCUCUGCUGCCUGCGGUUAUGGAUUCACUCUGCUGUCCUCUCGUACCACGGACAUCACCAAGGUGUGGGGAAUGGGGCUGAACAAGGAUUCCCAGCUUGGAUUCCAGAGGAGCAGAAGAGACCGAACUAAGGGCUAUGAAUAUGUCUUGGAACCCUCUCCAGUUCCAUUACCACUGGAGAAGCCGCAGCAGACUCGAGUCUUGCAGGUGUCCUGUGGGAGAGCCCAUUCCCUGAUCCUGACGGAUAGUGAAGGAGUUUUCACCAUGGGGAAUAAUUCUUAUGGACAGUGUGGCCGGAAGGUUGUUGAAGAUGAAAUGUACAGUGAAAGCCAUGUAAUUCAUCAGCUGAAGGACUUUGACAGCAGAGUUGUCCAGGUUGUAUGUGGGCAGGACCACAGCCUGUUUAGAACCAAGAAAGGUACAGUCUAUGCAUGUGGAUGGGGAGCUGAUGGACAAACAGGUCUUGGCCACUACAAUAUCACCGAUGUUCCUACUAAGCUACGUGGUGACAUUGCUGGAGUAAAUAUUAUCCAGGUCUCUUCCUAUGGGGACUGUUGCCUGGCUGUUUCAGAUGAAGGAGAUGUCUUUGGUUGGGGAAACUCAGAAUACCUGCAGUUGGCAUCUGUCACAGAAACCACACAGGUGAAUGUUCCCAGGCAUUUGCCAUUCAAGAUUGGGAAGAUAAAGGAGGCUGCAUGUGGAGGGACUGGCAAUGUCGUGCUGACAGAAGAAGGAAAUGUUUUUGUCUGGGGAUAUGGAAUUCUUGGGAAAGGACCAAACCUAAUAGAGACAGCAGUGCCAGAGAUGAUCCCACCCAGCCUUUUUGGCUGCUCAGACUUCAAUCCGGACAUCCGUGUUGCUCACGUUCGCUGUGGACUCAGCCAUUUUGCAGCACUUACAAACAGAGGAGAACUGUUUGUAUGGGGCAAGAAUCUAAGAGGGUGCCUGGGAACUGGAAGAAUGGAAGACCACUAUUUCCCAUGGAGGGUGACUGUACCCGGUGAGGUGGUGGAUGUUGCAUGUGGAGUUGACCAUAUGGUAAGCAUGGUUAAGUCUUUCACCUAGUCAUACUGCUGGGCCUCACCACUGUGCUAAGAAGAUGGGGGCACUCGGUGGCAAGCUCCUGGAAAGGAAGACUCAUUCUGUGAAGCCAAGUGAGGAGUGACUGAGCAGAGAUGGCCGUAAUAGCUCCUGGGUGUGUUGUCAUCUCUGCAUCAUUGAAAUGCUCCAGCCUGGCUGCAGGAAGGAAGUAUGUUCCCUGAGGAGUGAAAAUGCAAGGAGUGCUCUGGAUGGUUUGUGAUGAACUUACAGAGAUACUGAGGCCAGCCACAGCUGGUGAAUCCAUCUGUGCCUAAGGAUGGAGGGCAUCUGGAUCAGGGAAGACUGGCAUGAGGUGAAAUCUGUAGCACAGGACUUUCAUUUAUAGAUGCUUUCCCUGUCACAAGCUCUGGGGUGUCAGUGUUGGGCUUAUCCAAAGUAUUUCUCAAGGAAAGGGGGGGGGUUAAUAACUAUAUGUGAAAGAAAAGUGAUGCUGGCUGUUGGAGUCCAGCACAGCUGUCCUUGUGUCCACCACCAGCUGCCUUCUGCCCAGGCUGCUGUGUGUGUGGAAGAUGAAUGCACGGUGGCUGGAGGCAGAGGUGUGCUCUUAUCCUGGGCUGUUCCAGGCUUUCCAUGCGAGCUCUGAACACCAGAACAUGUUGGUUAAACUGGAGGAGUGAGAUCUUGUUUGCAGGAAGAAAAUACUGUUAAAUAAGACAGCCUGGAGAGGUAGUCAUAGGCUGUCUAUGCUGCUGUUGCUGUGGAAGGACAGUUUGAUAAUGACAGUAGCCAAUCUAUCCUAUUUAUGGACGUAGGUUGGAAACAAAGCUCCCUCUUAGCUGCUUGCAGGGUUGGUAUUCAGGCAAUAGAUGUGAGCAGUGCUGACUGCUCAACAAGUGCUUUAGUCUUCAUGUGCUGAUCACAGACCACUACCUUUGAUUUCUACACUGCCUUCAGGGGUUUGGUGGCUCUCAGUUGCAGAGAGCCUUUUAUAUCACACAGGCUUUUUGGGAGCACCGAACAGUGUAUGGACUCUCACUGGGCAAGAAGCAGAGCCUUGUUUCUUGGUACCUUCUUAGCAGAGAAGUUGGGGUGAGUGCAGCUAGCCCAUGGUGAGCUGAUGGAGAUGGGAUGCAGGAGCUGUGUGUGCCUGUAGCAGGCCCUUACCGAAUCUCACACUGAAGUGUGGGGAACUCUCUGGUGCAGUACCCCAAGCAUCAGGUGAAGAUUUGUCAUUUCUCUCAGGGGAUGUGUGUUCUGUGCAAAUGAGUUUGGCAAAAUUGAAGCUGAUACAUUUUUAAUAAAGUGAUUCUAAAGUCA